GUGGUACUGGCUAGAGUGCAUACUUUUGGACCCAAGCUUAACUUUUCAAAUGUGGAAUCCCAGGCCUUCAUUGGUAACUGACUUCACCUGGGGGUGUUGAGUGACAACAUUAGCAGUGAGGGUGGCUUCUGGCGCCCCUCCACCCCAGCUGUGUGAACUUGCCUCGUUCCUUCACCUCUCUGUCCCAGCCUUCUCCUCGGUAAAAUGAAGAAAACAAUAGUAUCUGCCUCAUAGAAUUAUCCUUCAGUUUUAAGUUUCUGAGAGAAGUUGACUGCCUGAAAGGAAACUGCAAAACAUGAAAAUCGCCCUGAGGUGACCAAGUCCAGUGGCUCCUUUCUCCCCCACGGUGGAUCGGAGGUUGAAGAACUCUAACUUCAGAUGAGGAAGCUCGGGCCCAGAGAGGAGUGAGCCCCAGUCUCAUCCUGGGCAGCCCGGCCCUGACUGCGGGCAGCACACAGCCCUCUUCAACCUGGUUUGGAGCUGGAGUUCCUUGUAAGACUCCCAAUGGCGGACCAGAGGAUGGACAUUUCUUCAACAAUCAGUGAUUUCAUGUCCCCGGGCGCCACGGACCUCCUCUCCAGCUCCCUGGGCACCAGUGGCGUGGAUUGCACCCGCAAGCGGAAAGGCAGCUCCACCGACUACCAACUUGAUGACUUUUCUUUUGAGGAAAGCAUGGACACAGACAAAGAUGACCCCCAUGGAAGGUUAGAAUUCGCAGAGCACCAAGGAAGGAUAAAAAAUGCCAGGGAAGCUCACAGUCAAAUUGAAAAGAGGCGUCGGGAUAAAAUGAACAGCUUUAUUGACGAAUUGGCUUCCUUGGUACCCACAUGCAACGCGAUGUCCAGGAAAUUAGAUAAACUUACUGUGCUAAGGAUGGCUGUUCAGCACAUGAAAACACUACGAGGUGCCACCAAUCCAUACACAGAAGCAAACUACAAACCAACUUUUCUGUCAGAUGAUGAAUUGAAACACCUCAUCCUCAGGGCAGCAGAUGGAUUUUUGUUUGUCGUAGGAUGUGACCGAGGGAAGAUACUCUUUGUCUCAGAGUCUGUCUUCAAGAUCCUCAACUACAGCCAGAAUGAUCUGAUUGGCCAGAGUUUGUUUGACUACCUGCAUCCUAAAGACAUUGCCAAAGUCAAGGAGCAGCUCUCCUCCUCUGACACGGCCCCCCGGGAGCGCCUCAUCGAUGCGAAAACUGGACUCCCAGUUAAAACAGAUAUAACCCCUGGGCCAUCUCGGUUAUGUUCUGGAGCACGGCGUUCUUUCUUCUGUAGGAUGAAGUGUAACAGGCCUUCAGUAAAGGUUGAAGACAAGGAGUUCCCCUCCACCUGCUCAAAGAAAAAAGCAGAUAGAAAAAGCUUCUGCACAAUCCACAGCACUGGCUAUUUGAAAAGCUGGCCACCCACAAAGAUGGGGCUGGACGAAGACAACGAGCCGGACAAUGAGGGGUGUAAUCUCAGCUGCCUUGUCGCAAUAGGACGGCUGCAUUCUCAUGUGGUUCCACAACCGGUGAACGGGGAAAUCAGGGUGAAGUCUAUGGAAUAUGUUUCUCGACAUGCCAUCGACGGGAAGUUUGUUUUUGUAGACCAGAGGGCAACAGCUAUUUUGGCAUAUUUACCACAAGAACUUCUAGGCACAUCAUGUUAUGAAUAUUUUCACCAAGAUGACAUAGGCCAUCUCGCAGAAUGUCACAGGCAAGUUUUACAGACGAGAGAAAAGAUUACAACUAACUGCUAUAAGUUUAAAAUCAAAGAUGGUUCUUUCAUCACACUGCGGAGUCGAUGGUUCAGUUUCAUGAACCCUUGGACCAAGGAAGUAGAAUACAUUGUCUCAACCAACACUGUUGUUUUAGCCAGCGUCCUGGAAGGCAGGGACCCAGGCUUCCCGCAGCUCACAGUGUCCCCCCACAGCAUGGACGGCAUGCUGCCCCCUGGAGAAGGUGGCCCGAAGAGGACCCACCCCACUGUCCCAGGGAUUCCAGGGGGAACCAGGGCUGGGGCAGGAAAAAUAGGUCGAAUGAUUGCUGAGGAAAUCAUGGAAAUCCACAGGAUAAGAGGGUCCUCUCCUUCCAGCUGUGGCUCCAGCCCACUGAACAUCACAAGUACACCUCCCCCUGAUGCCUCUUCCCCAGGAGGCAAGAAGAUUUUAAAUGGAGGGACUCCAGACAUUCCUUCCAGUGGCCUACUACCAGGGCAGGCUCAGGAGCACCCAGGUUAUCCAUAUUCUGAUAGUUCUUCUAUUCUUGGGGAGAACCCUCAUAUAGGCAUAGACAUGAUAGACAACGAUCAAGGCUCAAGUAGUCCCAGUAACGAUGAAGCAGCAAUGGCUGUCAUAAUGAGCCUCUUGGAAGCAGAUGCUGGGCUGGGUGGCCCUGUUGACUUUAGCGACUUGCCAUGGCCGCUGUAAACACUACAUGUUGCUUUAGCAACAGCUACAGUAUCAAAGUGCAUUACUGAUCGUGCUUUACAGUCUGCAAAGCUUACUGGGUAAGGAGAGAACAGCUUUUAUGUACUGUCUUCAUAAAAGCCAUCUCAGAGCCAUUGAUACAAGUCAAUCUUACUAUGUGUAACUUCAGACACAAUGGAACUAAGCCUGCUCCAGUAUUUCCUCAUCAUUGAUUGGGCUAGCUGUGGAUAGCUUGCAUUAAUUGUAUAUUUUGGAUUCUGUUUGUGUUGAAUUUUUUAAUCAUUGUGCACAGAAGCAUCAUUGGUAGCUUUUAUAUGCAAAUGGUCAUUUCAGAUGUAUGGUGUUUUUACACUACAAAGAAGUCCCCUAUGUGGAUAUUUCUUAUACUGAUUGUAUCAUAAAGCUGUUUAUUCUUGCUUGUAAGAAUCCUUUACUAUAAAUAUGGGUUAAAGUAUAAUGUAUUAGACAGUUAAAUAUUUUUAAUAAAUGUUUCCCUUGUUCUAUAAA
Messenger RNA from Myotis brandtii (Brandt's bat), 2913 nucleotides. It is a transcript of the gene BMAL1, whose product is annotated as aryl hydrocarbon receptor nuclear translocator-like. The transcript is spliced from 21 exons. Gene Ontology annotation, biological process: regulation of transcription by RNA polymerase II; circadian rhythm. Gene Ontology annotation, molecular function: protein dimerization activity; DNA-binding transcription factor activity, RNA polymerase II-specific; RNA polymerase II cis-regulatory region sequence-specific DNA binding. Gene Ontology annotation, cellular component: nucleus; transcription regulator complex; aryl hydrocarbon receptor complex. NCBI's taxonomy places the organism in Eukaryota, Metazoa, Chordata, Mammalia, Chiroptera, Vespertilionidae. The record is from RefSeq and is a predicted model, not a curated record. The coding region runs from base 505 to 2406 and encodes 633 amino acids.